GCCAAUCAGCUCGCCGAUGAGCCGCAGGUGUUGGCUUGGCCGCCAAACAACUAGAAGAGGCCACGUCGCGGCUCUCUUGAAACCCUUUUCACGUGAAUUUCAAAAGACGACGACAACGACUAGCAGAACAAAUCCCAGCAACCUCCCCACCAAAAAUGUUGGCUCGCAAAGCGGCGACGCUUCCGAGCCACGCGCUGGUCCUGAGCUUUGUGCUCGGGCGCCUGUGGACCUCCUGCGAGGCGCAACUACGGGAAAACGAGGCCAAACCGAUCUCCGGUGCGGCGGUUGAAGGGGGCGGGGCUUUCUUCGCCCUGAGAAGCUGCCACCAGCAUCUGGGCGGCGACGACGGCGACUUCUUUUCUCCCGACUACGUUUGCGCCAACCCGCCCCUGUGGUGCAACUGGAGCAUCCGGGCCCCCGCCGGCAAGCGGGUCCACCUGCACCUCCAGGACCUGACCCCCGACGAGGACUGCCACCUGAAGGAGGACCGAAUCUACGUGGACGAGCCCGCCGACCCUUCGGCCGGGACCUCGGCGCGUCAGCGGGUCCUGCGGGGGUGCUGGCGCGAGGCCACGUACGCGUCCGGGUCCGACACCCUGCGCGUGGUCCUGCUGAUCGGCGGACGUCCCGCUCGGCAAUACCGGGGGUUCUACGCACGCUACCGUAGCUUCGGACCGGACGCGCCCUACCGGUCGCCAGAUGGUGCCUCGGGGCCAGACGUCUUUUCCGUCUUUGAGGACUUUGAGGACCCCGGUGACUCGUCUGCGGGGCCGGACGUGCGUGCUCAGGACUCGAAGGUUCGGUUGGAGAUCACGCAGCCGUCGGAUUCGCCACACGGAACCUCCCUGGCGGAAAGAGGCGCCCCCGGAAUGCUCUCGGAUUCGCCCGACCUCGCCGGACCGCCGCGCAACCAUCUGAACCGAUUCCCCGGCGGCUCCCUUCACACCCCGGCCGCCGAGCGCGGGGAUGCCGAGCCGCCGGAAGACCGACAUCAGCCAGCUGAAGCGGGACAAAACGAGAUGGAGGUGGUGGAUACGUCGUCAUCCCCUAAAGAACAAAAACCAGGGCGGACCCUUCCGCCCCUCGACUUGGUCGAGCCACUUUCGGCUCACCGAGUCAAUGUCUGGAACGCCUCUCAAGUUCGACACGAGCCCGGCGAUCAGCUGUUUGAAGUGUCGGUGGAGGUGCAGCUCAGUCAGGAGCGCGACCCCCGCCAGGAGCGUCUGGACGGAUUGCUGAUGAAGGCCCUCAAGGCUCUGGUCUUCCGACAUCUGGACUCGCGUCACACCCCGCUCAGCUUGACCUUUAAAAGAAUUAAAAGGCUGCGUGCGGGCGAACUCUACAUCAUGUGGCUGAACACGGGUCGCGGGGGGAGUCAAGUGUCCUCCGGCGUCCACCGGGACCUCCACGAGAUGGUCGGAAGCGCCCUCGGCCCAGCCGGGAACCCGCAUGGCGGCGUCGUGGCUUCGGUCUCCGUCGGAGACGUCAACGAAUGCGGGACGCAGUUGGCGCUGUGUGACGUCAACGCCGACUGCCUGGACCGGUUUGGCUCGUACGGGUGCCGCUGCAAAGACGGCUUCCGGGACGAGUCGCAUUUGGGCCCCGCGGGAACCGUGUGUGUGCAGCACGAGCCCGCAGGUUGCAGCCGUGGCCCUUCGGGGGAGACCAAAGGGGUGUACGUGCUGUUCUUCCUGCUCAGCUCGCUGCUGCUGAUGUCGCUGGCGGCGGCGUGCGCCCUUUACGGCCGCCAUCGCCGGGGAAGCUUCCCGCUCAAAGGCCAGCCGUCCCACUCGGAUGGCCGCUUUCCCGCCGCCGCCGCCUCGGACCCGCCGCCGCCUCCGCCGCCCGCCAGGGGGCCGCGUGACUCUUGGGCCCUACACAAGGAGCGACGCGCCGCCGUGGAUCUUCCGCUGCUCCGCUUCAGCCCGCUGACGCCGUCCGACGUCUACGCGGACUCGCAGGAAGGCGGCAAAAAGUGACAAGCUGCCCCCCCCCCACCACCCCACCCAGAUCGCAA
Molecule: messenger RNA, 2017 nt
Organism: Hippocampus comes (tiger tail seahorse)
Lineage: Eukaryota; Metazoa; Chordata; Actinopteri; Syngnathiformes; Syngnathidae
Exons: 11
Coding region: 156-1979 (607 amino acids)
Molecular function (GO): calcium ion binding
Source: RefSeq, a predicted model, not a curated record